Messenger RNA from Striga hermonthica, 951 nucleotides. The record is from the annotation of a GenBank genome assembly. Lineage: Eukaryota; Viridiplantae; Streptophyta; Magnoliopsida; Lamiales; Orobanchaceae.
AUGGCUGCAAUGGAAAUGGAAAAUGUGGAGUGUGUUUCGUCGUCGGAUGAGAUUGAAGAUGAAGAGAUCCGAUCAUCAGUUCGUGCGAAUGAUCCUCAUCAGUAUUCUUCUUCAAAGCCUCAUGGUGGGGUUUCCAGAAUUGCCCCUACAAGUGUCCAUGAAUUGCUGGAAUGCCCUGUUUGCACUAGUUCUAUGUACCCACCGAUUCAUCAGUGUCACAACGGGCACACACUCUGUUCCACAUGCAAAGCGAGAGUCCACAACCGGUGCCCCACUUGUAGACAAGAACUCGGGGACAUUCGGUGCUUGGCACUAGAAAAAGUUGCUGAGUCACUUGAGCUGCCAUGCAAAUACUAUUCCUUGGGAUGCUCGAAAAUUUUUCCCUACUACAGCAAACUCAAACACGAAGCUGUUUGUGAUUUCAGACCAUACAACUGCCCGUAUGCCGGGUCGGAAUGUGCUGUGGCGGGUGAUAUUCCUUAUCUGGUUAAGCAUUUGAGAGACGACCACAAAGUGGACAUGCACACGGGCUGUACUUUUAAUCAUCGCUAUGUGAAGUCCAACCCCCGUGAAGUGGAAAAUGCAACGUGGAUGUUAACUGUAUUCCAUUGUUUCGGACAAUAUUUCUGCCUCCACUUUGAGGCGUUGCAGUUGGGAAUGGCACCCGUGUACAUGGCCUUUCUCCGUUUUAUGGGUGACGAGACGGAGGCCCGCAACUACAGCUACAGCCUUGAGGUCGGAGGCAAUGGCCGGAAGCUCAUAUGGGAGGGGACCCCACGCAGCAUUCGAGACACCCACCGCAAGGUCAGGGACAGUCACGACGGCCUCAUUAUCCAACGCAAUAUGGCCCUCUUUUUCUCCGGCGGGGACCGCAACGAACUCAAGCUGAGAGUCACGGGCCGCAUUUGGAAGGAGCACCACAAUCCCGACUCCCAUACCCAAUCUUUGUGA